UGAAGGGUCUGCCCCCGUCGGUGCCCUUGCAGACCCGAUCAUCUCACUCGAUCUUCCUCUUCUCGCCCGAAACAGACAGCGGUACGUACAUGAACGCAUGAUCCUCAUCUCGCACACACCUGCUUUACCUACUUUGUAAGCAUGAUAUUCCGUCUUGCACAUGCCCAACACCUACGGCAGCAGCACGUAUCAUACGAAACACCUCAGGUUCCCUCUCCUCUCAUCGUACGAAACGAACACCUGCUUGAACAUUUUUUUUGUUAUGUCUUGUGCGUCAGGCGCUGCUCAUCCACGGGGCGGACGCGAUGGGCGGCAGCACCGACCCCGAUGGUCAGAGGGGGUUCGGCCGCAUCAACCUCGACUCGGCCUUGCCCUUCGAAGGGGAGGGCUUGUGGGCGCUGUAUAUCGAGGACGCCGACGGCUCCACGACGAGCGCGGGACAGGUCGAAGCCAUGGAGACGGAGGUGCGGACGUUCACGGUGUCGGAGGAGGACGCGGACACAGCGGUGGCGGGGGGGUCGGGCAGCGGGCCCGGGGGCAUCCGGGCGACCCUGGUGUGGAUGGACCCUCCGGCCACGACUUCGUCCUCGGUGCAGCUGGUGCACGACCUCGACCUCUUCCUAGAGGGGCCUGAUGGCACCAUCUGGACCAUGUCGGGGCAGUGCACCAGCGACCAGGACUCGUGCUCCCUCGACAACCGCAACAACGUCGAGCGCGUCGUGGUGCCGGCAUCCGACAUCACCGCUGGCACCUGGACCGUCACCGUCUCCGCCUCCAACGGCCUCGUGGAGGGCGGGCCCCAGACCUACGCGCUUGCGGUGUCCCUGCCAAUCUCGACCGCCGAAGCCGAAUCCACCGCCGCCCCCACCACCGCCGCCCCCCGCACCCCCCCCUCAUCUGCCUCGCCUACCGCGGGGCCGCUGACGGGUACCCCCGGCGGGUCCGUCUCUGGGACCCCUUCUCCGACCGCCGCCGCGACAACGGGGUUUACGCCGCCGGCGGCGGCGACGACUCCGCCGUCGCCUUCUCCGCCAACGCCCCCUCCUUCUUCCGGGGGAACGGCGGCGGCGACAGCGACGCCCGCCCCGACGCCCGCCGGGACGGGAGCUGCUACGGGGCGGCCUUCUUCUGCCGCCGCGUCUGUCGAUGGCGAUGGCGAUGUCGAUGUCGAUGUCGAUGGCGAUGGCGGCGGCGGUGACACGCCGGCGCCGUCGUUGAUCAUCAUCGCGUCCCCGGUGGGCGGCGACGCCCCCGCUACCCCGGCCCCGGUGAUCACGAUCGCGUCUCCGGGAACGAACGAGGACUCGUCGAUCGGUGAGGGCUCGACCCCGGCCCCGUAUGCUAGUAGCAUCGACGACAGUGAUAAUGAUAGCGACGGCAGCAGUGGUGAUGGUGAUGAUGUCGGGGACGGCGCUCGUGCGAUCGGCGGGACUCCAUCGCCGACGGAAGGCGUUGAGGCGGCAGGGACGUCGUCGGGAGCGGCGGCGGUGGUUCUCGGAGGGGGUGGCGGCGGGGGAAGGUUGUUGCUGUGUGUGGCCGCGGCUGCUGUCCUUGCGACGGCGGCGGUUGGAGAACCGGGGUCGCUGUCCGCUUGGUGAUGUGCCGGUGAAGCAGGCGGUGGCGACGGCGGAGGAGUCAGGUGCGCUGGAGACGAUAGGUGUUGAGUUUACUGCUCUUUUCGUGAAAAGCAGUCGUUUUUUUUUCAUGUGCCGGUUUGCACGUUGUUUGCCCCGCCAUGAGAGGGAAGUAGAGAGCGCCGCCCAAUCGUAUCAUCACCUUCACCCGGCGUCUGUUGUGUUUUGUGACGGAAAUGGAUGUGCUUCAUGUCGAGGGAUUGGGAAUUUUCGACGACGACGACGACCCUCUUUUUUAUGUUGGAGUCCAUGUUCUGCUAACAGUACUGCGCGAGAGCGCAUGUCGUGCUCUUGUGCAGACAGCCGUGCUUGUGUGAGUAGCGACGAUGGUGGUCUUAUAUUUGCUAACCCGAUGGCGUUGGGCAAAGGAAGUGAAGGAAGAUAUUGCACGGCGUGAUGUAGGGACGACGGCGGCCGUCAGUCAGCGCUCAAGAACAUUACAAUACCAGCACGUUGGUGCGUGCCUUUUUUGCGUUAAAUCUGCUCCAAGUAGAAUAGCUUAUCGUCGCCGUCGUUGUUGUCGUCGUCGUCGGCGGCGGCAAAGUUGCGUGUUUCUGUGUAUUGUGUCGGAAAAACGAUGCAUGUGGUUUAGGUAUCUUUUGGCAGCAUUUGUGUGUGCCUUUCGACGUGAGUGAGAAGUGUCGUGUUUCGGCGGUUGGGUCUGUUGGUUCUUUCUAUUUGUGUCGUCGUCAUUUUCUCCGUCCAGCCUUGCGACGUUCGCUUGCAAGCCGAGUCCUCCCACAGCCAGAAACUUGUCCUUGUUCUUUUUUCUUGUGGUCUGCAGCAGAUGUAGAUAGAUGCCCACGCGACAGCAGCGAGCGGCGGUGUAGGACGGAGGCAUUUUUUUUUUUUUCAUGUCAGCUAUGUUUUUGUUUUUUUCCUCCUCGUGUAGCGUUUGAACGACAUCGACAGCAGCAGCAGCAGCAGUCGUAGAGGAGUUACAGGCAAGCCGAGUGGGUGGUGUGUUACGUAUAGCGGGCUCGUCAGCCACAUCGUUAUUUGUAGCGAGUGACCAGGCCCCCCGCCGUCCGCCGGGAAAGUGGCGUUUUCAAGGUUUAUUGAUGUUUGAGUUUUGCAUGUCGUGGGUAACGGUUUGCUGUUAUUUUAUUUCGGUGUUGUGCUUCGUUUCCUAACCCUGUCCUUUUCUCUUUUCACGAUUAGUAUGGAAGCUUCUGGAAACUUUCUUCCCCCUUAUGGAGCGGUGGGAAUUUCCUCCCACGGGUUCUUUUUUUUUUUCAAUUGUUUUGUUUUUGUUUCCACAGCUGUGUUUCCUGGUUUUGGGUCAAAGCGCGCGCGUGAACACGAACGAUCUUUCGCGUGCUUCUGAUAAGAGGAAGUGCUUAAAGGGAGGAGGAGGAGGAGG
This is a messenger RNA of Ectocarpus sp. CCAP 1310/34, 2997 nucleotides long. The record is from the annotation of a GenBank genome assembly. NCBI's taxonomy places the organism in Eukaryota, Phaeophyceae, Ectocarpales, Ectocarpaceae.